AUGGUCCGACCUAAUUCAGAGUCACCAUGGGCAAAUCAUUUUGCAUUCUUGCAUGUGCCGAUACCGAAAGUGAAACCAAGUGAUUCUCAGUUCUCUGAUCCUUUGAAGUCUGUCCACAAAGCUCAUGAGGUGAUCAAGAGGAAACAGAGCUCCUUCGGUGUAGUUCUCACAGGGAAGCUGCUAGAGAUGAUGAAAAAAUGCAGAAACCCAGAGGCGGUAGCGAGGCAUAUUAAAAGGACAUCGAGAAACUCGAACAUCCUUAUCUCCAACGUUACAGGGCCAAUGGAGAAAUUGUCUCCGGCUAACCAUCUUAUUAAAGGCGCGUACUUCACCAUCGUCGGCACACCCGAGAGUCUCCAAGUAACCAUGAUCGGCUUUGCAGGAAAUCUGAGAGUAGUUGUGCGAGCUGAGCAAGGGUUGAUAGAUUUUGAGUUGUACACCCGUUCCAUGCAUGAUGCUUUGCACAUGAUCCAUCACGAUGCAUGCAGGAAGCAGUAG
Molecule: messenger RNA, 498 nt
Organism: Eucalyptus grandis
Lineage: Eukaryota; Viridiplantae; Streptophyta; Magnoliopsida; Myrtales; Myrtaceae
Exons: 3
Coding region: 1-498 (165 amino acids)
Biological process (GO): triglyceride biosynthetic process
Cellular component (GO): plasma membrane
Molecular function (GO): long-chain-alcohol O-fatty-acyltransferase activity; diacylglycerol O-acyltransferase activity
Source: RefSeq, a predicted model, not a curated record